AUGGAAGUCCACAUGGAACGGCUCAAAUCACUUGCCGAAGACUUCAAAUGCUCACUCAAAGAACAUCAUGAAGAAUCAUUCGAAAACACCACUAAUCAAGACAUGCGACGAGAAAUCCACGACAUGCAAGCUUUACGAGACGUCACGAACAACAUGAUCAACAUGAAUCGAUUGCGGAUGUUUAUUGAGGGAAUGGAGGAACUCGAGAGUGUCCUAAUAUUCAUCGACUACCCUGGUGCAAGAAGCAUCAUGUCAAAUGUUUGGGGCGCAGUCAAAUUCCUACUCAAGACAACAAACACUACUGAUAGGGCAUUUGACGGAGUGCUCGACGUGUACGGGCUUCUAGGAGCCCAGCUGAUGCCCUUGACACGUUACAGAGAGCUCUUUAAAAGAUACCCAAGUACCGUCGAAUGUUUGAUAUGUAUCCAGAUUCUCAUGGUAUUCUUUCUGAGUUGGAACAAUAUUGCUAUGGCUGGAAACAAGAAUGGAGAACCUUCGAAAACGAUGAAGACAUCCGAAAACACGAGCAAAGGCAAGAAGUCAUCACGUGGAUUUCAGCUUCGGUACAGCGCGGUGUCGGACUGGAUGGGAGAAGACGACCCUCCGGAUUCAGCUAUCUGGCUGCAUGAAAAGGUCGGAUACGGUGCGUAUUACCUUUCUGUUACAUGCGAAACGAUUGAUACUGAUGGCUCUCAAGGAAAGUCGGUCUUAGCGUCGCUUGUGGUCGAAGAACUACGAGAUCCAGAAACACAUUUUGAAAUGCCAAGCGGGAGCAAAGUCUGCUAUUUCUACUGCCAAGAAGAUGAUAACGAACACAGGAACCAUCUCGACAUCGUCAAAGGUAUACUCUUACAGAUGGUCGAGUCAGAUGAUUACAUCCUUCCACUCUGUCACCAAGAGAAGAAUACCAGCGGAGGGGCCAACCUUCUUGACGCAGGUGUUGCUCAAAAGCUCAUCAAGACAUUCAUCGAGUACAGUCCUAGGCAUUAUAUCGUCAUCGAUGGACUAGAUGAAUGUGACGGUGCCGAGAUCCAUCAAACCGCCCGAUUCUUUAAAGAUCUGGUGUCUGUUUAUGACACGCAAGUGCGACUGGGUCAUUUGAGAGUUAUGUUUAUCGGAAGGGAGACAUCAGAUACGAGAAAGUUUAUACCUGGCGAGGAUUGUCUUAGUGUCCCGCUAAAGUCGGACGAUAAUCAUGACGACAUUCGAGCAUUUGUGCAGAAGAGAGUACCUGAGUUCUCCAAUUCAGAGUACAGUCAAGGCUUCAGUCUGUCUGAUGCUAUCAAGGAGGACAUUGAGAGGAUUGUUUGCCACCAAAGUCAAGAUUCAUUCCUCUACGCCCACCUUGCCAUUGAGUUUCUUCUACAGCAAGACACCAGAAGAGACUUAUUGAACAUUUUGGAACAAGGGAUUCUUCCUACCGAACUCGGCGACAUGUCAGUAUCACCGUUACUUAGUCCCUUGAUAUCAAUAAACUUACAAUAUAAGUGUCAACGUGGAGGAGAGGCAAAAUGGCGGAGAUCAAAGUCUCUCUUUGGAUGGCUUGUUUGCGCAAAGCGACCACUCAAGUGGCACGAAAUUCAAGCCAUCUUGUGUUUUGAUGAACGAGAGCUCAAAGUCGAUUUUGAAGAUAAGAUGAUGAGAAAGGAUGUCGAGACGUACCUGGGAUCCAUUAUUCAUGUCCUUGACGGUGACAAUAUUCGUCUAAUCCACUCCAGUGCACGACACCACAUCAUCGAGAACAAAUACAUCCAAGAGAACAUAGUUCAAUGUCAGCUAGCAACUACUUGUCUGAGAUAUCUCACACUGUCUUGUUUCAGAAACGACUACAUCUCAACACAACGGAAUGAACAUGCGACAAGCGGCUGGUUCGCUUUCCAAGACUACGCCUGCUCUCAAUGGCUAUAUCACAUCGACACAGUCAUCAGGGAAUGCAGCGACCUCUUCCGAAAUCCCUGCCAAGUGACAAUAGACUUCGUAUCAGCUCUGGAGCACUUUAUCAACACCCACCGAUCAGAGAUCACCACGUCCGAACAUGCUGACUUGGGAGACGACGUCAUUUCCAAUUUUCGACACUUGGACUUUUAUGACGACCUCCGUCUUGUCUGGAACCACAUCUACACCCACCAACGCGGCGACUACGCAACACGAAACAAGAUUGGCAUUACUCAGAUUGAAACAGCGCUUAAGGAUAACAGAACUGAGCUGGAGAGAUUUCUGCCUGACCAGCGAGUAGGUGAAGAAGAUACUGUCAAGCAUUACUACGGUGCCAACCUUUUUAAAUGUCGUCGGACAUUAUGCCGCUUCUUUUAUAUCGGCUAUGACAAGAAAGCGGCUCGUGAUACCCACGAAAAACGCCACGAGAGGCCGUUUCAAUGUCCCUUAUCCUGCAGCUCAGCGCCACUCGGCUUCGUGAGCAACAAAGAUCGCGACAGACAUAUCAACAUCUAUCAUCCGAACCACAGCGAAGGCAGUUCCCACUUUGAAGUUUUGAGCCGACGGCAGGUUCCGGGGAAGUUUACUUGUAAUAUCUGCAGCAAGAGCUUUACGAGAAACAUCAAUCUCAAGAGCCAUGAGAGGAGUCAUUUUGGGGAUAGGCCUUUUGCUUGUUCAACUUGUGGGAGGGCGUUUGCUCGGGUUAAUGAUUGCCGGAGACAUGAGAAGAUUCACGCAAGGAAAGGUUACUGA
Messenger RNA from Fusarium graminearum PH-1, 2688 nucleotides. RefSeq lists its product as uncharacterized. The transcript has 7 exons. Lineage: Eukaryota; Fungi; Ascomycota; Sordariomycetes; Hypocreales; Nectriaceae. Bases 1 to 2688 code for a protein of 895 amino acids. The record is from RefSeq and is a predicted model, not a curated record.